Lymnaea stagnalis (great pond snail) is the source of this 8415-nucleotide messenger RNA. The record is from the annotation of a GenBank genome assembly. NCBI's taxonomy places the organism in Eukaryota, Metazoa, Mollusca, Gastropoda, Lymnaeidae.
GCAUUCGAUUUCCGCUACUCAUAUAAUAAAUACAUUUUGUGUCUUUUAGCAUAUUGAAAAUGGUUUUCUACUUUAUUAGCAGUGGUACUUAGUAUAAAUUAAAUUACUUACUAUACUUAUUAAGUAGCCCACGACACUGUUAACAUUUUAUCAUGGACUUCUAGUUAAUGGUUAUUUAUUGUAUAACUACUUUAACCCGACGUCACAAAUGACACUCAAUGGUGGGGUGAAGACUGAGUGAGUGUGAGAAGCCCAUCACCAAAAAAAUUUCAAAUCUAAAACUAAAAGCGCUAGCCGGAAUAUAAUUACAACUUAUAUUAAUGCUACUAAUACUACUAUUUACUGUUAUUGAUACUUUUAUUAGUAUUAGCUAUUACUCAUACUACACCUGGGAUUACUGCCUACACUGUACACCUACAUGUCGCUGUAGGUACUUGGGUAGAAUUUUCAGAAUGAAUUUAUAGCUUUAAGAGCUAGUUGGUUAGAUAGGGCCUGAAAAAUGCAAUUCAUUGAUACCAAAUUUAUGUUUGUAGGUCAAUUCUAAAGAAAGUUAUGAUUUUUUUCGUGAAUUAUUUUGGGAUAACUCUGUUAAUUGAGACAUAUAGGAAAAUAUAAAAGUAAAAGUAACUAAAAUAAAAAUUGGGCAGAGAGUUAGGAGAGAUGUUAAAAAAGAGCAGUAAAUUGAAGUUAUUUAAUGAAUUAAUGAAGACAUCCAUAACAAACCAUAUAUAUCCGUGAUCGUCAUAACAUUAUCCAAACAGACGUCAUAUAAUAAAUUCUACGGUACGCAAGAUGAGCUCAAUAAUAUUCAAAAUGGCCUUAAAAUUUCCAUGUGUCAUAUUUGAAUAUGAACACAACAUGAACAAUAUUCUUCAAAAUAUAGGGUCAUGUAUAUCAAAUUGUUCGUAUUGAAAAGGGGAAAAAUAAUAAGUAACACAUGGAAGGGUGAACCAAUGUGUCCAUUAAGAAAUUUAAUUUAUUUUAUAUCUCCGACAGCAAAUCAAUAUCUGAAAUUAAAUGUACAAUAUGUAUAUAAUAGUAGGAGUUUUUCUUGCAUAGGGGGCAUCUUUCAAUUCUAUAUUCUUUUUGCUAAGUGUAGCAUUAGCUUUUCAUAGAAUCCCUACAAUUAAAAAGAAUUGUGCUGCUUUAACUAUUGCCUACAAAUUGCUAAUAUGAUUAAUAUUAUGAUGUCAAUGUCAUUAGAUAGGCCUUUAAAAAAAUAAAACAAAGUAUUUGUGUGAGUAUGAAUCAUUUCAAAGUAUCAAUUCAUCUAAAUAAUAAACAAAUCUUAAUUUUAAAUCUAUUAUGAAGAUAAAAUAUAAUUUUCUUCAUAUUUCCAUGCUACAAAUGUGUCAGGUAGCUUAGACCAAACUCCCUGAUAGGCCUAUUAUAUGGGAGUGGAAGUUUCACUAUUUAAAUAAAGAAAUACAAUUAAAUAUCUAUUCAUAUGUCUUCUUUGUUACUAAUAUGAAUAUAAACCUCAAAUAACUUAAAAUAGUGCAACAUUGUUUAUUAAUCAGAUUACUUAAGAUUUAAAAAUGAUUUGCUGAGGUGGAUUUGGCCAUCUUGAAAAUGAUAUCCAGGGAGGAAACAACCAUGUGGUGACUGUUUUGAAAAUUUAAUAAAAUCGUUGGGGUAGGUUGGGAGGACUUUUAAUUUGUUCAUUCUUGUAGAUAAUUGGAACUCUAAACAGUGGUUAUCAUGAAAAUCGAGUCUGGUGGAGUCUCUGCGAGAUAUUAAAUAGUACACUUAGCUUAAUUCAACUUGAUAUAUAUUUUUGUUUUUCUAUCGUGAUUAAAAAUCUUAAGACACUGUAUUAUUCAGCUUCCAAUUCUCUUUAAAAUGAUAUAUCACACUACCUAUUUAAUAAAGAAACAACCACAAAACACAUUUUUUCCCAAAGCAUAUGCAAUGUUUACAUUUUGAAGUGGACAAAAAGUUGAACAAGGGCACGUAACUCUGCAAUUAUUUGAAACUGGUUUACCCAAGUACCUAAUGUCAGUUAAGUUUCAGCUAGGACUACAAUUAUAAAAACUGUCCAUAGCUGUAUUCUGCACUAAUAAUAGCAGUAGUAAGUAUUUUCGGCAACACAUCUAAGAAAGUCUCCUGAAAAUUUGGUAACUUCAUUCUAUUAAAAUAAAGCAGAAAGCGCCCAUCCAUUUAGUACCGGUACGUAUGCACUGAAUGGGAUUGUUGAUUUUAGAUAUUUUGCAUUCGUAUGUGAAUGUGCCGAGGGGAGGGUGGUCUCAACAGAAAGUACAAACUAUCCAAAAAAAAUUAAAAUUCUACGAUUAUUAAUUAUCAUCCUGAAAAUCUGACAGUCCAAAAAUAGCAUAUCUAUAUCUCGAAUGCUGUAAAAAUGUCAUGCAAUGUUUUUUGUAGGAAAUAUCAUAAUGUUGCCAUGUGUUUUCACUAAUAAACUCGAUGGAUAUCGGUCAAAUAGUACUCAGUAAUAGCAGUAUUACAGUAAUAUUUUGUCCACUAUAUGACUAUAAUAUGUUUAGCUGUAUAUGACGUAUCCCCCUCCCCCACCUCUUAGGCUGCUCAAGUGAUUCCUAAAAUUAUAAAUUCUUAGCACCUAUGCAAUAUUUAGGUUUUCACCAGGUACACUGUGUUAAAUUCUAAUGAAUGAAAUUCGAAGUAGCAAAAAAAGAAACAUAAUAAUAUACAAUGUUGGGUAAAACGUAAUAACUGCAAGCUUUAGUUACUCAAGUGUUUGCACCUAGACUGCUGGAUGUUUAAGUGGACUAAAAGUGGAAAUAAAAUUAUGAAAAGUGUAAUAUUUAGAAGCACCCCUGUAAUGAAGCUGAAGCAACCUAGGACAGGGCCAUGCUAAGGAAAUUCGGCACCAGCAAAUCCAGAAAAUAGUCACACAUAAUAUAUAGAAAAAAGUGCCCCCCGGGGUAGCUAGUAAAAACACUGAUUUUCUUUCUGAAAUAAAUGGGAUUUUUAUAUUUCAAUUCUAUAUUAAGAUCUUAUCUAAAGAUGAUUUUAGUGCACAGUGGGACUGCCCUCUUUGCCCCAUUCUUAUGUCUGCCUGAGGGCAGCAUGGCACCUAAAGCCAUGCGGCUUAUAUUAUGGGACCACUGGGCUGGCCAAAUGGUUGGAGGUCUAAACCCGUGCCACAAUUUUUUUUUAUUUCUGUGAGGUCACAAUUAUCUAUAAAUUAUUUGAUUUCAUUGGGUUUUGUGUGUGUAAGGGGGGGGGGGGGCAAAAAGCUUCUUGUAUGUAUGCAUUAGGGGGAUGUCCAAAAAGUAUGAGACCAAGGGAAGGGGGGUGUUCGCAAAUUUGAUUUUGUGUAUGUACUAAAUGGAUGACCCCAAAUUUGGAAAGUUGGUCACAGUUUUUCGGAAAUUAAAUACCAUACAGAGAUAAAUAAGGGGCUUUAAAAAAUUCACACAAAAAAUCACAACUCCACUCCUAUAGAAGCUAUAAAGAUGAUUGAUGUUUUUAAUUAAGAUUAUUGUUAUAGACAGCCUUUAUAAUGGUGUAUCUUUUAUGGCAAUCAGACAAUAUUUAAAUUUUAUGUCAAAGUCAAAGUACCAAGUUGUAGUAGUCUUAUUAAGUUAAGUAGUAUACUGUAAAUUUUAGGCAUAGGCCUACAUUUAUCUGGUUGAAUUUUACUGGCCAACUUAAUGUAAUAAUGUAAUAGAAAAUGGAUUGCAGAGCCGCUCAAUAAAAAAAUGUUUGACCAGAAGCAUAUUGAUACACAUCCGUUUUUAAAAAAAAUUAAUAGAGUAAUAAACAGGUUAAUUUUAUUAACUUAAAAGUUAGGCUUCAUUGAAUCAAUCAUUUAUAAUUGUAUACUUCAUCAUGGAUUUAUUGCAAUGUAAAAUACAAUUUGGUGGGCAUAGCUUGUCUUAAUGCAAUUUAUACAGUACUCAAAAACAUGAAACUUGAUCGAAAAAAGCUCAGUUGGCUCUGAACAAAAUUUAUGUUGUUAACUUAAAAUUUUUUUAGUAAAACAAUAGAAGUCAAGAAGAUAAUAAUUUUUUUUUUUUUUUCAGUGGUGUCUCCCCCUUACACAUUAUACAUGGGAUUUGACAAAAAUGAAAGUAAGUUUUACCUCUGAUUCAAAAUAGUUGGAUUAAAUAAAAGCUUAGUUCUUUUUUGUAUUUGUAGUCCUAAUAUUCAUGGUUAUUUAAAAAACAAAAGUUUAAAAAAAUGUUUUUUUAAAAAUAUAAUAAACAUUUUAAUAGUGGAAGAUAAAUGAUGGUCGAAAAAUUUUGAAGUUGAAGAUACUAAAAUUUAGUUGACCAAGGCUUUAAAGAUCAAAAAAAGAAUUAAUUGGUAUUAUUGCUAAAAAAUUUGAGUUAACUUUUAUUAUACCGGUAUUAAUUUUUUUGUAUAGGGUAUUUACAUUCAUGAAAAUUGUAUAUGCAAAUUUUAAUAAUUAUUUAAAUUUAUUAGGAGAUCUGAAGAAUCUCAUUCAAUUUCUAAAUAAGGCAAAUUAAAAUAAUUUGUUUUAAAUUUUAAGAUGAAGAGCUGAUCAGAUGGGGCUGGCCUGAAGAUGUUUGGUAAGUAACCAAUGUAGGUGGCUGUUAAACUUAAUUUUUGAACUGCUGUUAAUGCAUUGAGGUACAGUGGAUAAUCUGUUAUAUUUAUAGUAGGGUUAUAUUUAUAGUAGGUCUUUUUUUUUAAAAUGCAAGCAAUGAGUUAACUUUAAAUAUUGAAAGAAAUGGUUCACUACAGUGUUGAUAAAGUUUUAAUAAUUUUAUUUCCUAAUUAUUUACAAUUGAUUAUUUAAACAUUGAAUAUGAAAUCUUUCAAUUUAGAAUGUAUAAUAACAAUUUCUUUAGAAUAUUUUUCUAUAACUUGUGUCAAUAAUCAGGUUCCACGUGGACAAGCUUUCAUCAGCACACGUUUAUCUCAGAUUACAUCCGGUAAGAGUUUAUUCCAAACUAUUUUCUAAAAAUGAUUUUGUAAAAUGUAGGCUUUUGUAAAUUCUCAUAUUAUAAAUAUUAAUCGAUUAUUCCAAUUGAUUCCGUUGUUGUAUUUAAUAAUAAUUCUGUAACUUCCCUACUCAAAUCCACAAGUAUUGUUUGCGCAAAUCUUUAUCUAUAACAGUGAAAAGUUUACCCUCCAACUUAUUGAAUAUUAUUCAGUUUGUUUCUGUUGACAAUUAUAAAGAUAGUUAAAACUAAAACAUCAUUUUAACACAUUGCAGGGUGAAACAAUAGAUGACAUACCACAGGCUGUCAUAGAUGACUGUGUUCAACUUGUUAAAGCAAACAGUAUCCAGGGUAAAUGUUAUGUUUAAAUAUACAACUUGUUCCAGGUGUAGCUAGACCACAGACCCCCUUGAAUUAAAAAAAAAAUUUGUAUUUUCAAACUGUUGUUUAAAUUUAAAACUAAAACUUAAGUUUUUCAAGUGAUAUUCACUGAUAUACUGGUACAUAAAUGUAACAAAUCAACAGAACAUUUUUCUUCAUGAAACUUUGAAUGAAAUGUGUUCUCUAAGCCUUUUAAAUAGACUAUUCACAAAAUACACUUUAUAGAGCGUUGUGCAAUAUUUAUCCAGUUUGCUCUCUUAAUCACUCGACAUCUACACUUAACACCUGGAAUGAUAACUUUUAUUUUAUAUGCACUGGUAAAGUCCCCAAUUUUUUUUUCUUUGAUCACAGGCAACAAACAAAAUAAUCUGGAUGUUGUUUAUACAAUGUGGAGUAAUUUAAAAAAGUCAGCCAGUAUGGAUGUUGGUCAAGUUGGGUUCCACAAAGAUAAAGAUGUAAGUUCAUUAUUAUUUAGUUAAGUUUACCAACACAUAUCGUUCAUACAUUUAAUUUUAAUGCAUGAGUAGCUUAAUAUAAAAACUAAUAUUAAAUUGUUUUAAUAUAAAGUAAUGUAUCUUAACAAGGGAAUAGUGUAUAUGAAUAGAUCUUGAACUUGUUUGUUUUAUGCAUUUUCAUAUGUUAAAUCCUUAAUUUGAUUUCAUUCAUGAAUGGAAAAAUUAUUGAUUUAAUAAAGAAUAAUUGUGUAAAACAUAACUUAAAUGUUUUACAGUUUUAUUUGAUCACUAUGCAUAUAUGAACAUGCAUAAUGAAAAUCAUUGUGCAUUUUUAGUUUAUAUUUUAAAACAGAUGGAUCGUUUUGAUGUUUAAAAUAUUAUAUUUUUUCAAUUUUGUUCCAGGUAAAGAAAGUGAGAGUUGAAAAAAGAGUAAAUGAAAUAUUGAACAGGUUAAAUAAAACAAAAACAGAAGAGCAGCCUGAUUUUAGAGCAUUGAGAGAAGAACGGGACAGGAAAGAACGAGAAAGCCAGCGUAGGCUACAACAAGAACAGAAACAAAAAGAAAAGGAAGAUGAGAGAAGAAAACAGGAGCAGGCUGAAGUCAGGUAACUAUAGUUGCUGGACGAUUUCGUUAAAACUUUUCUUUCAAGCUCUAUAUAUUUAUAUUUAAUAAUUUUUCGUUUUUUUUUAAAUACGAAACCUUCGUUUUAUGAGAAAUAAUGAUCAAAGUGUAUGAAAAUAGCUUUUUUUUUCCCCAUAGGUCAUAUAGUUCAUUGAUGAAAGCUGAAAAUAUGAAAACAAAUAGGGUGAGUAAUGAAUUGCUGAUAAUCACUGAUAUAAUAUUGAACUUGUCAUUUCUUAAGAACCAUAAUACCUUUCUUAUAAAUUACAUUUCUUUAAGAUCCAUAUGUCUCUUGUCUAUUAAAAAAGUCCAUUAAUUAGAUGUAGAAUAGUUGAUUUUAUUUAAAUGUGUUUAAUUUGAUUGUUUGUCUAAGGGGCAUAAUUUCUAGAUCUUCAUGAAACAUUUUAUGUUUUAAAAAAAUCAUAUUAAAAAGAAAUGCUAUUCAAUUAAAUGAUUCUCCUUUUUAGACACAUCACUUAUUGGUAUUUCAUGUGUGCAGUGUAAAUGCAGUUCACAUACGUUACACAUUAAGUCUUUACUUUUCAAUUUUCAUGCUCACUAGACUUGUGAUUGUAAAAACCAUGAUUUAGAAAAUAGAAAUUGUAUUGAAUUAAUAAUAAUAAUAAUAAUAAUAAGUGGUCUUAUAUAGCGCGGUACCCCGGCCUAGGGCUGGGCUCACCGCGCUGUACAUAUAUAGCAAAGAGGCAUAAUCAUAAUAUUAAAAUAAAAUAAAUAAAUGAAAUAAAAACAACAUAUAAUCAAAACAACACCAUAGGUAUAUUCAUCCACCCACACCAGACAUUUUUACAUUUGUAAAUUGUAUUGAAUUAACAUUUAUAAUAUUCUUAUUUUUCAGGACAUCCAACUUCAAGGGGAUGAUGAUGAUUUUAUGUAACCAUAGUGGAUAUCAAAUUAGGAGUUAACACACUGUGAACAUUUUCAUUUUAAAAACAAACCUGUGAAAUAAUUCUUGGGAUUCUUAAGAAAAGAUUGAACUAUACAUUUUUUCAUUUACUUUUUACCUAUUGCUCCUUUUUGUAUCCCUUUGAUAAUUUAUCUCAAAAUCUUUUGAGACUGCAGUAACUAUGGUUAAAAUAAAAUUGCCAUAGUAUUUUAAGCUAUACUUCCUGCAAGAAACAUUUCAUGCUACUAAGGAGCUAUCAGAUCUGGUUAAUGAUUUAUAAACUUUAUGAAAGUGGAACUGCAAUGUACCGUAACAAAAAAAAUAAAAAGCAUAUUAUAAUUAUGGAGACACAUAACUUACCUACUAUGUUUGUGACGGGGACAAAAAUUGCUUUUAAUAUUAAUGUGGUUGUAUUAUUUGCCUGUGGCUUGUCAUAGUCUUAAAUUCAAUUAUUGCUUUACCUGGUCAGAAAAUAACUGAGGUCUGGCAAUUACUUUGCGAGAUAUGUAUCUUGAAACAGAUAUUACUUCCAAUUAUUAUAUUAGAUUUAGAGAGGGCAUUGGAUUUACAAAAAUAAUAGUUUGAUUGAAUUCCCCAAUAAAUGGUGAAUAACUUUGAAUAAUUAAAAACAACUAGUAUUAGUACAGAUGAUGCCUUUGAUCAGUCUUAUUUUAUCAAAACUAUGACAUAAAUAAGAGGGAUUUCGUAAAAACCUUCAUCCACUUAGCAGAUCUAUUCUUAACAUGAGCUGGAAAUCUGUAUUUGCAGUUUCCAAUAGAAAAAAAAUUACUUCACAUGAUUCAUGAAAGAUGCUGGCGUAAUCAAAUAUUUUCAAAAUAUUUAGUAAUGGUGGGCCAUUGUAUCUACUGAUUCACGAUGUAUCAAAAUUCAGGAGAAAAUCGCUACUUCAUAAGCAUAUAUUCCAAAUUUACAAUGUGAUUUUAUUUGACAGAAUGAAAAUAAAACUAACAUUGUCAAUUGUUAAUGUUUGUCAUAUCUGCUGUUGUUCAUUCACAGAAUGAAAUGAUUAUUGCAGCUGCCACAUAAAAAAUAACACAUGUACCGGUAUUAAAUUAUGAUAUGCUUAUUUAAAAUUGUGUUCCACAUGUGUAAUUUGCAUUUUACAAGUAUACAUAAUUAAAAUAACAUGCACAUUUUUUA